Linum tenue is the source of this 3595-nucleotide messenger RNA. Lineage: Eukaryota; Viridiplantae; Streptophyta; Magnoliopsida; Malpighiales; Linaceae. The record is from the annotation of a GenBank genome assembly.
UGAAUCGAUACUGUCAUUAGGUUCCACCAUCAUGGCUGCAGCCCUUGUUUCCCAGGUCCAGAAAGAGCUGGUUGACUUCGCCAUUAAAGAGAUUAAGCAACACGGGAAGCUUGUGAUAGACACAGAGAGAGACAUCGAGAAGCUCAUAUCCACUUUCACAGCCAUCGGAGCUCUGCUGCUGGAUGCAGAGGAGAAGGAAUUGAAGAAUGAAAGCAUCCGAGACUGGCUGAAGAAGCUCAAGGACGUGUCCUAUGAGAUCGAUGAUGUGCUGGACGAGUGGAAAACCGACAUCCUCAAGCGUCAACUCGACGGGGACGAUAAUGAUGCUGCCGACGGUGGCUGUUUGGAGGUGAAGCUGCUUCAGAUCUCUGAUGUUCUGAAACGAGUAUGCCCUUUUCUCCCUACUUAUUGUUUCUCUCCUAACGAAAUUGGUCUUCGUCAUGAUAUUGGCUCGAGGAUGAAAACAUUGAAUGAACGUCUAGACGAUAUAGACAAGGAGAAAAAAUUUCACCAUUUAACUUCCAAGCAGACAACUUCAUACUCAAGUUUGCCAACUAGUUCUGUUAUCGAUUCCUCUGACUUGAAAGUCAGACAAGGAGAGUUCUUACUAUUGCAGAGCAAGUUAUUGGAUGAUGGAAAUAAUCAAUUGGGUGUGAGAAGUAUCUCUAUCCAAGGCCUCGGUGGGUUUGGGAAGACCACAUUGGCCAAAAUGUUAUACAAUGAUAAGAAAGUGGAAGAUCAUUUCAGCAAAAGGGUAUGGGUUUGUGUCUCUACUGAUUUUGUUCAAGAAACCGUCGCGAAAGCCAUACUUGAAUCUUUCAAUCAAUCUGCUCCAAAAGACAGUUCAUUAUCAUACAUGUUGGAACGUAUCAAGUCUCUUAUGGAGGUCAAGAAGUUCCUUCUAGUUCUUGAUGAUGUGUGGGAAGAUAGUGAAAGCAAGGGGAAAGAACUCAUAAGUUCUGUUUCUCACGGAUUACCAGGAAGCAAAAUCUUGGUGACUACAAGAAAAGUGGAAGUUUCUCACGUGUUUCGUUGUAUCAACAAAGACAUUUUGCCUCUACAAAAGAUAUCUGAUGGUGAAUGUCGAGCUAUUUUCACACAAGUUGCAUUUUAUGGAUGGAGCGAUGAGGAGAGAGAACGUGUGGAAGAUCUUUGUGGGAGAGUGAUAGAAAAGUGUUCUGGUUCACCGCUUGCAGCAAAAGUUUUGGGAGGGGUACUACAUGUGAAAAGGUAUAAAAGGGAAUGGAUUAAGCUUCUGGGAAGUGAAAUGUGGCAGAUAGAGAAAGGCAGAGACGAAGUUCUUGCUCCUCUAGCUUUGAGUUACUAUGAUUUGCCUCCGACGGUUAGACAGUGCUUUCAGUUUUGUUCUGUAUUUCCGCAGGAUUCCAUAAUGAUGAAGGAGGAACUGAUUAAGUUGUGGAUGUCACAAGGUUUUCUGAAAGCAACAACGAAGCAAGAUAUGGAGGAGGUCGGUGAAGAGUACUUUCAAAUGUUAGUUAUGCGGUCAUUCUUUCAAGAUGUGGAGAAGGGGUGGAAGUUGGGCGAGGAAAGAACAUUAUGCAAGAUGCAUGAUUUGGUUCAUGAUUUUGCCCGACUCACAACCAAUGAGGUUCGUCAUUUGAUGGUAGAAUACUCGAGUAGCGAGGGAAUCAACAACCUCAUUUCCUCCGUUUCUUCGCACCUCUCUCCAACAAAGCACAAUAAUUAUCUGCGUAGUUUCACAAUGAGAAAUGGAAGUGCUAUUGGACCUGAUGUAUAUGCUUGUUUGAGAGGCAUAAGAUCGUUAAUCCUCUAUUCUUGUUAUCUGAUAGAAAUACCAUCGACAAUCGCCCAACUGAUCCAUUUGAGACAUUUGGACUUGUCCAGCAACCAAUACUUGACGGAAUUGGCAGAAGAAAUAUGCGAGUUGUAUAAUCUCGAGACUCUGCUCCUCAACUACAACCGGAAUUUGCAGAUGCUCCCCAACGGAAUGGGGAAUAAGCUAGUGAACUUAAAGCAUCUUGAAAAUCACAUGGUGCCAGCGGUGCUCCCACGAUCGAUGGCCAGGUUAGGUAAUUCCUUGAAGACAUUAACCACAUUUACUGUAGAGGCUGAUAGCGAGGGAGCUACUAAUGUUGGGGAUCUAGAGUGCAUGAACCGAAUUCAGGGAUUCCUUAGAAUAGCAGGGUUGGGCAAUGUAACAAACUGCGAGGAGUUGAAGCGUGCAGAGCUCGCCAAAAAAGAAUCCCUGACUGCUUUAUGUCUGGACUUCGGCUCCAAUGAAGAAGUAGUCAGCCCCGUGGAGGAACAAGUGUUGGAAGCCAUAAUACCAUCGUCAACAAGCUUGGAAAGACUGCAUGUAGUGAAAUACAGGGGAGGAAGCAUAUUCCCUGGAUGGUUGAUGUCACUCUCCAACUUAACAUUCCUGGGAUUCGAGGUGUGCCCUGAAGUGGAGCAUCUUCCCCCUUUGGGCGCCCUGCCCUCCCUCGAGAAGCUUGUCUUGUGUGGCAUGGAUAAAGUGAACAAGGUUGGCCUAGAGUUGUUGUUGGGGUUGAGUAGCAACAACAAAGGCCGUGAUGAUAUUAUUGCGUUCCCCAAGCUCACGCUGCUUAUGAUUGAGGAGAUGGUGAAUUGGCAAGUGUGGGAUUUUGAGCGUGGUGAUGAGGAAGCCGGGAUGUUGAUCAGCUCGGCGACGGUCAUGCCCCGGCUGCGUCAUUUGGAGUUGAGAGGGUGCGAGAAGCUUGACAAGGUGCCGGAUGUGAUUCUCCGGAAACCCACUCUGGAGCGGCUGGUAAUAGAAAAGAGCGGCGGGCUGGGGAGCUACAGGUUCAAGUUCAACCGUGAGGAUCCCGAAAUGGUGCCGAAUGAGGUGUGGGACAAAAUCUGUCACAUCCCCACCAUUCUCCUCGACAAAAUGGACAUCCGAACAGUGUUCAAGAGCGAGAUAGAAGCCAUGUCGGGGAUCGGCGGCUGCUCUUACAGCAAACAUGAUUAGAAAAAAGCUGGAGAUGAUGAUUGAUGACGACGAACACCAUGACAUGACGAAGAAAUACGUCAAAUGUGAGCAGAGCAACAGCAGCGCAUUCAUUCGUUCUUCGUUCAUCCGCUAGCAGCUGCCACCCGCAUCCGGCUAUGCAUGCCCUUCGUGCCUCUCAUUUUACAGCGCAGCUUAAUUUCAGAUUGCGCUUCAAGUACUAUGAUCACAUUUGCUUGGUUUUAAGACGACAAUAAGAGUUUGCAAACAGAACCUCUGUCUCGAUCGAAGAAGUCUGUCUGCUGUAUGAUUGUGUGUUUGUUUGUUUUGUGUCGUUGUCCUCUCUGGAGCGAGCGUUACCGGAGCUGCUCAUCUAGUGGCAUAACAAACUCUCUCGUUCUUGAUUGGUAGUAUGCUACCGUAUGUAUCGCUGUUAAGCGUCUUGUUAAUUCAUCUUUUCUGCUUGUUUUUUUCAUUCUUGGCUUAUGUUGGUGAGAACAGAAGAAAACAGAGCCUUUGAGCCUGUAGUAUUGCCAAUAAAUUGAUCAGUGUAAGCCUGCGUGCAUGUUUUGAGACACAUGGAUCAUCAUCGGUUAAACUUGGUAGCGACAGCAGCCAUAAAUGUAUUUGUGAAAUGUAUGC